Molecule: messenger RNA, 744 nt
Organism: Emericellopsis cladophorae
Lineage: Eukaryota; Fungi; Ascomycota; Sordariomycetes; Hypocreales; Bionectriaceae
Product: Polysaccharide monooxygenase Cel61a-like protein
Exons: 2
Coding region: 1-744 (247 amino acids)
Source: RefSeq, a predicted model, not a curated record
AUGCGUUACCUCGCCUCUAUUCUUUCGACCGCUGCUGUCGCAGCUGCGCACGGCUAUGUUGAGUCGGCCAUUAUUGGUGGCGAAACAUACGAGUUCUACAACCCCAACACAGACCCAUACAUGAGCCCGAAGCCCGAGCGCAUCUCGCGCUCGAUACCCGGCAACGGCCCCGUCGAGGACGUCACGAGCAUCGAUAUCCAGUGCAAUGGCUGGUCUGCUGGUGGUGUCGAGGGCAGUGAGCCUGCACCUCUCCACGCCAAGGUCGCGGCCGGCUCAGAGGUGACCCUGUUCUGGACAUUGUGGCCCGCCUCACACAUGGGCCCUGUCAUAACAUACAUGGCCAAGUGCCCCGACACUGGAUGUCAAGAUUACCAGCCUGGAGACGACGCAGUGUGGUUCAAAAUUCAGGAGGAUGGUCGCGAGGGCACCUCUCAGAACUGGGCAUCGGAUGUCAUUGUUCAGGCGAACAAUGAUGGAGUCAAGUACACUAUUCCCGAGUGCAUUGAGCCUGGCUACUACCUCGUUCGUCACGAAGUCGUUGCUCUACACGCAGCUUGGCAGUACCCAGGCGCCCAGUUCUACCCUGGCUGUCACCAGCUCGAGGUCACGGGAGGAGGCAGCGCCUCGCCAAGCGACCUCGUCAGCAUCCCUGGUGCGUACGCUGGCACCGACCCCGGUAUCACAUAUGAUGCGUACCAGGCGUCGGAGUAUGUGAUCCCUGGUCCGGAUGUGUUCACAUGCUAG